Elaeis guineensis (African oil palm) is the source of this 2673-nucleotide messenger RNA. NCBI's taxonomy places the organism in Eukaryota, Viridiplantae, Streptophyta, Magnoliopsida, Arecales, Arecaceae. The record is from RefSeq and is a predicted model, not a curated record.
AGAGACUCCUGGGGCGGUGAGGAGACCGCCAAGAGGGAACAAGAAGAGGGCUUCCGGCUCCUCCAUCCACGAGGCUCGGUCCUCCUCCUUUUCGACUAUACCAUAAAACCCUGUGACCACACCCCUUCCCACGUAUCUUUUCCUCUUAUCCUUUCCUUCGUCGCUAGGGUUUGCUUUAGAGCUCGCCUUGUCGCUUCGGCUUGUGGAAAACGUAGGGCCUUCUCCGGCCAUGGACGCCCAGAGAGCUCUGCUCGAUGAACUCAUGGGGGCAGCGCGAAAUCUCACGGAGGAGGAGAAGAAAGGGUACAGGGAGAUCCACUGGGACGAUAGGGAGGUGUGUGGUCCGUUCAUGGUUCGAUUCUGCCCCCACGAUCUGUUUGUGAACACGAAAAGCGAUCUUGGACCUUGCCCUAAAAUCCAUGAUCUGAAGCUCAAAGAGAGUUUUGAGAAGUCUCCUAGACAUGAUUCUUAUGUCCCCAAGUUUGAAGCAGAGCUUGCACAGUUUUGUGAGAAACUGGUGAUGGACUUGGACAGAAAAGUCAAGCGUGGUCGAGAACGGCUAGCGCAGGAGGUGGAAGUACCACCUCCUACUCCAAUCCCAGCUGAGAAAUCUGAGCAGCUCGCCGUGCUAGAAGAGAAAAUAAAAAAACUAUUAGAGCAAGUCGAGACUUUGGGUGAAUCUGGCAAGGUUGAUGAAGCUGAGGCACUCAUGAGAAAGGUAGAUAUGCUGAAUAAUGAGAAGACAGCCUUGACCCAAUCGUCAAAUGACAAAGUCAUGAUGCUUCCGCAAGAGAAGAAGAUGGCACUUUGUGAGAUUUGUGGCUCGUUUCUGGUAGCAAAUGAUGCUGCUGAGAGGACCCAGUCUCAUGUAACUGGGAAGCAGCAUGUUGGCUAUGGGUUGGUGAGAGAUUUUCUCAAUGAGUUCAAGGUUGCGAAGGAAGAGGCAAGAGAAGCAGAGAGACUGGCAAGGGAGAAGGAAGCAGAAGAACGGAGAAAACAGAGGGAGGAGUAUGAGAAAAGGGCUAGAGGGAAUGAUAGAGAGAGGUAUGCAGAGCGGGAUCGAGACCGUGAUCGCUAUCGAGAACAGAGCACUGAAAGAGAAAGGUCUCAUGAGCGGAGUGGAAGAGGGAGCAGAGAUGGUGGGAGAGGAUCAGAUUGGAGGCAUGACCGUUACAGAAGUGGGAGGGAGUGGGAAAGGGAGAGGUAUCGGGAUAGAAAUGGGGUUACGCCACGAGAUAGGACUCAUGGAAGGAGCAGAUCCCGUUCUCCUGUCAGGCAUGGGUAUAGGAGGUCAUCGAGAAGCCCAGUUCGGCCAUAUUAACUAGUAGUUUGGAUAAUUUAUUUCGAGUUCUGAGACUGAAGAGGUAGACUAUUUUGUCUCUUUCUUAGAUGCACUUCAUGUGCUUACAUUAAAUACCAUCAUUGUUAAGACUUAAGACUCUGCUGAUAUUUUAACAGCUCUGUUGAAAUCAUACCAUCUUUCUAUUAAAGCGAAACAUUUGAGGUAGGUAUAAUCGUCCUUCCAGCCUUUUCUUGCAAACUAAUGUUCUGAGUCGAGCUGUGCUGCUAUGGUUCUUCUUUGUAGAUAUGUUUGUACUCGAGCAUCAUAUUUUGGGUGUCAGCAUUUUCUUGUCUUUACUAAGAUGACAGAUCCAAAUCCAAAUCGUAACAUGAAUGAUGGGGCUUCCAUUGAAGGUGAUGAUUGUUAAUCCACAUGUUAGAAGGUAAUACAUGAUCUCCGUUUUUUUUGUUUUUUCAAAAAAGAAAUGAUUUACCGCAAUGGCUUUGAUUACUUUUAUUGAUAUUUGCGCAUGUAUCUUUUACUUUUUUUGUUUCUAGCUAGGAUAUUAUCAUAUCAUCCUUAUCCACAAUAGCCAUGCCCUCGGAAAUAGAUAUUGCAGUUAUUCAUGAAAAAUCAAUAUAGGUUGCCUGGUUAAUUAUUGUUAAUUUUUCUUGAAAAAGAAAUUUUUUAUCACCUUUGUCAUCUAUUUGCCAUCUUUAUUAACAUAUCUUAAUCUGCUCACAACUAUGAAAUUUUCAAAUUUUAAGAUAAAUGCACAAAAUUCACGGUCAGCUCCGCAAGCAUUAACUGUUUUCACCCGGGUGGCAAUAUUUCUACCUAGCUUUCCCCUUCUGUUUCCCGUAGUCACUUGAACAGGGUUUGGCUCCUGGCUGUUAGCAUGCCAGCAAAAUCAUUGUCAGGAUGAUGAUGGGCUCUGACACCAAAAGGUCUGGAUUUAUUACCAUAGCCCGUACUUAUGAACAGGGAACCUGCACCAAGAUACGGAUUCACUUAUGGGAUAGGCACAUUUUUUGUUUUGAAAAGGAGCGCCCAAGGUAUUCAUCCAAAAAUGCUAAAAAGAUGGGAGCACUAUGACAUCAUCGAAGUUCCCAAAUAGUGCAGUUUCUGUUUCUUUGUAGUAAAUGCGAAAGAAGGAUUGGUUGUUGAUAUUUUGUUGUCAACCUUGAUGGUGAAAAGGAUUCGUAUGGUGAAAUCGGGCCGUGGCGCACAGACAUGCCUCCGCCAGCAUAGCUAUUGCAUGUGCGAGCAGUUUGUUGAUUAACGAAUAAUUGCUCCUUCAGUCUCAGUUGCUGCUUAACUGUAAUCGUUAAUAAUUGUCUAAAGAUUGAUCAUCACUUGAUUAUACAAUUGUCUUUGUGAUGUGUUCUAUU